UGAGACAGAGAGGAGAGUAAUUUAUAUAGCAACUUCUGAUCCAUCUAUAUUCUCUGCAGUCGGUUGUUUCAGUCCUCCUUUACUCUUAGUCUUCCAAUUAUGUCAAAGAAAACUGUAGUGUCAGUGGAACUCCUCUGUUCAAAGUGCAGGCAGAAGGUGAUGAAGUUAAUUGCAACAAUAGAAGGGAUAACUUCCAUUGUCCUUGACCCUUCAAAAAAUACGGUGACAGUAAUUGGGGAAGCUGAUCCUGUGACAAUCAUCAAGAAGGUCAGAAAAUUCAGAAAAUCUGCAUCAGUGGUCAGUGUCGGUCCUCCCAAAGAAGAGAAGAAGGAUGAGAAGAAAGAUGUCAAGGAUACGAUGUACGUUCCAAAGGCAUGUCAAAGAUGCGAUGUAUGGUAUGUGAUUGCUGAAGAUUAUUACAGUUAUUGUUCCAUUAUGUAACUUAGUAUUGAUUGUACGUCCUGUUUUAUGUAUUUUCAUACGUAUUAUAAUUUGGCAAAAAUAAUGUCUCCUUUCAUUGAUAAUGAAAAACCCU
Messenger RNA from Corylus avellana, 535 nucleotides. Lineage: Eukaryota; Viridiplantae; Streptophyta; Magnoliopsida; Fagales; Betulaceae. The record is from RefSeq and is a predicted model, not a curated record.